This is a messenger RNA of Alosa alosa (allis shad), 951 nucleotides long. RefSeq names its product trace amine-associated receptor 1-like. Gene Ontology annotation, biological process: G protein-coupled receptor signaling pathway. Lineage: Eukaryota; Metazoa; Chordata; Actinopteri; Clupeiformes; Clupeidae. The transcript has 2 exons. Gene Ontology annotation, molecular function: trace-amine receptor activity. Bases 1 to 951 code for a protein of 316 amino acids. Gene Ontology annotation, cellular component: membrane. The record is from RefSeq and is a predicted model, not a curated record.
AUGAGAGACAUUCUGAAUGACUCUGAGACUUCAGGCAACAUUCCUCACUGCUAUAAUUCUGUGAAUGGCUCCUGUCCUAAUUCCACAUAUCCAAUUAUUAUUCGGGCUCCUCUCUACAUUUUCUUUGGAAUCACAGUGGUAUUAACAGUGGUUGGUAACCUGCUGGUCAUCACCACUGUGAUCCAUUUCAAACAGCUCCACACACCUACAAACUACCUUAUUCUCUCCCUGGCCGUUGCAGACCUGCUUUUGGGUGGCAUUGUGAUGCCCCCUAGUGUGAUGCGAUCUGUUGAGUCAUGCUGGUAUUUCGGAGAGUUCUUCUAUCGUUACUAUGCUGUAUGCCAUCCACUCCUGUAUAAAUCUAAGAUGACCAUUUCUACUGUUGGAAUAAUGACUUCCAUUAGCUGGAUUGUAUCAGCUAUAUUUGGCUAUAUAGUGGUCUUCGAAGAGUUAAACCUUUUAGGAAUGCAGGCAUUGGAUAACAUUGUUGUUUGUGAGGGUAGCUGCAUUGUAUUGCAUAGUUUGCUAUCAAGCUCCUUUUCAGCUGCUUUGUCAUUCUACAUCCCUGGUAUGAUAAUAGUCAGUAUAUAUUUAAAAAUCUUCCUUGUAGCGCAGGAACAGGCACGAUCAGUUCAAAUCAUGAAUGCCACUAGGAAGUCGUCACUUACUAGAAUGGAGAGGAAGGCUACCAAAACCCUUGCCAUUAUAAUGGGUGUAUUUCUGUCAUCAUGGAUACCCUUUGUUCUUGUUUUUACAAUUGAUCCAUAUAUUGAUUAUAAAACUCCACCGUUAGUAUUUGAUUUAGUCACCUGGAUUGGAUAUCUAAAUUCAACAUUUAAUCCUGUGGUCUAUGCAUAUUUUUAUAGUUGGUUCAGGCAUGCAUUGAAAAUCAUCAUGUCGGGUAAAAUAUUUCAAAACGGCUCCUCGAGAAUUCAGCUGUUUUCAGUCUGA